This is a messenger RNA of Cicer arietinum (chickpea), 2056 nucleotides long. Its product is annotated as mannose-P-dolichol utilization defect 1 protein homolog 2. Lineage: Eukaryota; Viridiplantae; Streptophyta; Magnoliopsida; Fabales; Fabaceae. The record is from RefSeq and is a predicted model, not a curated record.
AAAAACAAAAGAGAGAAAUCACAGUAAAUGAAUAUCUUGUUCACAAACUGAAAACUAAGAAAGGGCGUUGAAAGAAAGAAUUGCAUUGGAUUGACAAUCGAUAAUCGAAAGAGAUCAGAGAGAGAGAGAGAGAGAGAGAGAUCAAUGGAAUAUCUGUUAAUUAUCAUUCAACAAUAUCUAGGGAUUGAUUUGAGUUGUGCAAUUGGAUCUCUUCGUAACGGAAACUUUCCUCACAAACAAUGCUUGCUUCCUCUCAUUUCCAAACUCCUCGGUUACGCCAUCGUCGCCGCUUCCACCACCGUCAAACUCCCUCAGAUUUUGAAAAUUUUGAAGCAUCGAAGUGUGCGAGGACUUAGCUUGUUGUCGUUUGAGCUUGAAGUUGUUGGAUAUACCAUAUCACUGGCUUACUGUCUUCACAAAGGCCUUCCUUUUUCGGCUUAUGGAGAAUUGUUGUUUCUUUUGAUACAAGCGUUUGUAUUGGUUGCCAUAAUCUACUACUUUUCUCAACCUUUGAGUACAACCACAUGGAUUCGGCCAUUGAUAUAUUGUGCUGUAGCACCCACUAUCUUAGCUGGUCAAAUUGAUCCUCUUCUCUUUGAGGCCUUGUAUGCAUCUCAGCAUGCAAUAUUUCUGUUUGCAAGGAUCCCACAAAUAUGGCAAAACUUUUCUAAUAAAAGUACAGGGGAGCUUAGCUUCUUAACUUCUUUUAUGAAUUUUGGAGGUUCAAUGGUUAGAGUAUUCACCACCAUCCAAGAAAAUGCCCCAAAAAGUGUAUUUUUGUGAUUGUGCCAUUGUGGAUGAGUUUAUAGUGCAUGAAUGUUGGAGUUAAGCUAAUGGCCAAAAGGUGUUUUAGUUGGCCCUGGAGAAAAAACUGUUGGAUUUCCAUGCUUUGAUGGUAGAUAUUGUUGACAUGGUUUACAUCAGAACAAGUGUUUGCCUGUUCAGUUUAAAUUUCUGUGGAAGCCGAUGGGAAAAAACCACAUUCCAAGGCACUUUUUACCAGACCAAAGAAAUGUAGCCUUGAUCAAACUCCCAUUUAAGAGCCUUCCCAACUCCAUAACUGAUAGGACCCCAAAUGAGAUGGUGGGUUCAAAGGGACAGUCAGUGCAUUGGUUGCCUAGGCCCAUAGUGUGGAGAGUUUAUGUUAAAUAGAGAAGGAAUAAUGGGAAUAUCCACGUGAGUGAGAGUGAAGAGAAAAGUGGUAAAUGAGUUGUAUAAGGAUGAUGAGGGGAGAGAGGAAGGUAUCAAGUAGAAUCAUUCACUUUGUUAGGGGAGAGAGCAUUGGUUCUCUGAAGGAGCUUAGCUUUGUGGAAAUAGGAUCUUCAUCCUAUUGUAUUUUUUUCCUUUGAUUUUCAGAAAUAAUACACUCUUCAUUGUCCAUUAUUGCUAUGUUUUCUUCCAUUUACUGUUUAUGUAAUCUGGGUUUGCAUCAAAAACAAACAUGCACAUUUUGAAAUUUUGAAAUACCCAUUCUCAUCUUCCCCUUUCUAUGAAGCUGUUCUAAAAUCGGCAUUUGAAAAUUUGAAGACAAAACUAGCCAGACCACUAUUUGUAGCUGAAGAGUAGAGUGAAACACUUCGUAUUGAGUGUUAGGAUUUGGAUACUCAUCUCUCUCUUAAAAAAAUUAAAUUUUUCUUUGAGAGGGAGAUAGAGUAACAGUUAUAUUGCAAUAUUUAUGGCCCCCUACACCAGAAAACAUAGGUUCCUGUUCGAUGGAAUUUGUGUAUUUCCCUCUCCAAGAAUGGAUGCUCAUUUUUCUUAAGGAUGAGUCUAUGAGAGCGUUACUUUUGUUCAUUAUUUAGUCACAGAGAUACUUAAUAAUUUAUUUAUCAAGUCACAUUCAUAUACAGAUCUCUUGGAUGAUCUAAUGAACAAGAUUGUAGAUCACUCGAGAACUCAAACACUACAGACUAGCUUUUCUUAAUCCUUAUGAAGCAGAAAACCCAAAGUUCAUUUUUUGUUGCUUAUAUAUACGUGUAUAAAAAUGUUCUGUGAUGCCAACUGUAAAUUUCUAAUUUAUUCGUAGAAAAUGGUUAUUUUUCAAUAGUUUCUUCCU